CUUUCCAGCUCUACUGGCCGAGCAAACUGUCAAUUCUAGUCAUUCUUUUUACUAAGAAAAAUUAAAUUAAUAUAUAAAUAAAAUGUCGAAAGACGUACCGCAUUUCCAAAACUACGUGAUGUGUCCAUACAACAAGUCUCACAUCCUGUUACCCAGCCGCCUGGCCGCGCACUUGAUACGCUGUGCCCGCAAUUAUCCGUCUUCGAAGUUAGUCCGGUGCGCCUUUAACAAUACCCAUUUGUACUCGGCGGAUGACAUGAAGACGCACCUCGAGAAUUGUCCAGACCGUCUUAAAAGUAUAAAGUCCGAACAAAUGGACUCGUUUGCUGAGUCGGAACCUAAAAAAUUUGUGGUGGAGUCCGCUGAAAACUGGGACGACGAGCCUGCUGCCCCGACAUAUAAUCCGCUGGCUCACUGCAACACUGCGUGUGUCAUCCGCAAUCCUCAGGGCGUCGCACCUGCAGAACGCCGCGAGUUUCGCGAAAAAGAAAGAAAGAGGCUCAUGGCGAUAAGUAAAAAAACUUCGUAAAGAAAGCCCUUUAAAUGCAUGUUGAGACUAACCGCCUACCUACAUACCUGGAAUACUGCACUAAUACUAACGCCCCGGAAA
Molecule: messenger RNA, 610 nt
Organism: Drosophila serrata
Lineage: Eukaryota; Metazoa; Arthropoda; Insecta; Diptera; Drosophilidae
Product: gametocyte-specific factor 1 homolog
Source: RefSeq, a predicted model, not a curated record